Molecule: messenger RNA, 965 nt
Organism: Plasmodium vivax (malaria parasite P. vivax)
Lineage: Eukaryota; Apicomplexa; Aconoidasida; Haemosporida; Plasmodiidae
Exons: 2
Coding region: 546-773 (75 amino acids)
Source: RefSeq, a predicted model, not a curated record
ACACUUCAACAGGUAAUCGGGGAAAGAAAAAAAAAAAAAAAAGAGGCUGCGCACGUUCCUACAUGUAGCCACAGAAGCGUACGAAAUUGCAAAUUCGUAGUUUCAAAAGUGGCACAUUUUCGCAAAAAUACGUGUCAAACUAUUUGAGGUAUACAUAAUUUAUUUAUUUAUUUUGCUAACACGCCAUUACAUACAUGUACAUAAAGGACGAUUGCAGCUCUGUUUCCAAUUUCUGGCCAUUUUCCUCUCAAUCUGUGCAAACAGUUAUGUAGCCGAUUUUUUGAAGCAGCGUGUUUAAUUUUGUGGGCAACUAUCCCCACUGUACGCACGCAUGCGUUAAGUACACUCGCACAGGUAUGUUCAGCCGUGGACACCUUUGCAACUUUGAGAGAUCUGCCUCCAACAACCACCACCACUACCACCCCGUUUGAUAUUUCGAACGAUUAGUAGAAAGAACGAGCAAAAUUAGAGGAACCCUGGACACUGCGUAGCUGCAAAAAGGAUAGCAUCAUACACUACUUUGAUAGCCCCCCCUUCACGCCAAAAUGAUUGUAAAAAAAAACAAGAAAACGUUAACGCAGUACACGUGGCUCGCCCUGUUAAUAGUCCCAAGCUUGUACUUUAAGAAUUUACUUUUUGAUAAUUAUUUUAGCCUAAAAUUUGACAAAUGCAAAAAAAAGACGUACAGCAUAAAUCCGGUUAACCACAUGUCUUUACCAAGCAGCGAUGCCGAUUUUAUGAGUGACUAUAUUUUUCCAGACAAUGUUCGCUAGUGAGAAAUGGAAAGUAUCAGAAGACUUUUUUUGAAGCCCCAUUUUUUGAUCGCAAGUAUGGAUGAUAUCCCCGGCAAAGUACCCACACCAGUCAACAAAAAGGAAAUGCAACAUGUGUUCGGGCAUGCUUCACAACGCUUGCAAUGGGAGGAACAUUGUCUCUACAUGCAAAAGCGGCCUCCGCACAAGCUG